GCAUUGAACCGCGCCAUUUGCAGCACUGCAACACAAUGUAUAUAAGAAAGCAUAGUGCUCAUCACAUAAUACGAGACGAGUAGUAAAUGUAACAGUAAUGUCUCACUACAAGCUGGUCAGUCUUCAGUAGUAAAGAAAAACUAUAAUAAUCUAGUGAAGACCGUUGACAACGGAAGUCAGAUUUCUAGUUUUCAGAUUUGAAGUAUAUAGUUUAGGUAUUGGAAGUCUCAUUUAAAAACAAAUUGCUGUUUUAUGAACCUCGCUUUCGUGCGUAUCUCAAAUGUGUUAUUAAACGUUCGGAUAGACUCAAUAGCACCUGAAAGUAUGCAGAAACCUGCUCAUGGUGUGAAUAUUUAUUACCGUAUCUAUCGAACACUAAAUAACCCAAUAAAUUAAAUGUUCAGUCUCCGAUAAAAUCCAUGUUCAGAUAUUAAGAUUUUUACUACUACUGAGACCAAUUGAUUUCCAAAACUGAAUCUAGUGUCAAAGAUACAAAAAAACCUAAUAAUUAAAACUUUAACUUUUAUCUCAAUCAAAUUUCUUUACUUGAAGAAAAAAACAUUCUUUCUAUUCAAUGUGUUUAAUAAAAUCUUUAUCACAUGGUAUUUGUAAUGAAAGUAAAAAGAUAUUAAAUCUCUUUUUCCAAGUAUACAUUCAGCAUCUAAUAUACAUAGCUACUUCCAACACUGUCACGUGAACAUGGACAGAAGCAGAACAGAUGCAACAACAUGCAAUUGAAUUAUCACUAGAAGCUAUGGAUCUAUUCUCAUCUCAUGAUGGUAUAGCUGAUUAUAUUGCAAAAGUAUUCAACGAUACAUAUUCAGGUUAUUGGGAAUGUAAAGUUGGAACAACAUUUGGAAGCUUCGAUACAUGUGAUUUAGAAUGCUGUUUUCGAUAUUUCAUUGACGAAUUGGCAUUCUUACUAUACAAAUCAAAUUAA
Schistosoma rodhaini is the source of this 940-nucleotide messenger RNA. Lineage: Eukaryota; Metazoa; Platyhelminthes; Trematoda; Strigeidida; Schistosomatidae. The record is from the annotation of a GenBank genome assembly.